Molecule: messenger RNA, 1659 nt
Organism: Leishmania mexicana MHOM/GT/2001/U1103
Lineage: Eukaryota; Euglenozoa; Kinetoplastea; Trypanosomatida; Trypanosomatidae
Exons: 1
Coding region: 1-1659 (552 amino acids)
Source: RefSeq, a predicted model, not a curated record
AUGACGUCGACCAUCACAGCCGUGAACCAGACGCAGAGUCUGGCGGCAAUUCGAAACUUUGUGCGCGCCUCGGUCUCGUGUAUCACCUAUGCGCGGGGGCUCUGCAGCGACAAUGCCUUUGAGCAGCGCCCGUUUCUUGGUCUUCCACUCCGCCAGCUCAUACCAUCCACCACCGAGUCCAUCACAAUCUCGGAGUGGAUUGAGAAGGGCGCCUUCGACGCACUAAACCGCAACUAUCUAAAAGAGAUGUCCCUGUGCGUAUACGACGCGGCGUGCCGCGAGCUGCUUGAGAGCUACUGCUUCGGCUUCAAUUACACUGGCGACGGAGAGCGGGCGCAGAUGACGCUCAACGCCUCACAAACCAUUGCAGAUGGUGCCAACACGGCGGCAGUCUCGCAGAGAAGCGGCGGCGCUGCCGGAAUACCCGCAUAUCGCAAGCGACGGUGCACAAAGCAAGAGGUUCAGCACCUCCUCACCUCAAUCCUGGAGCGGCUGAUGGAUGUGGUGGAGAGUCUGCCGCCGCUGCUCUCUGAGCGUGUUCUCACGAUGCGCCUCACCUACUACGACGAGGUGACCCCAGCUUCCUACGAGCCUCCGUGUUUUGCACCGGCCAGCGAGCAUAUGGCCAGACUUUACCAGAACGAGGUGAGACAUCACGUGCACAUCGGCUCCAUGGACACGAGCCACCACCUCUUCUCGGUCGCCAUCCGCCACCCGCUACUGCAGCAGAUUCACAGGCAGGUGGCAGGCAGGACGACGUCGGCAGCGGCAGCAGCGACAGGAAGAGCACCCCUUGUUGUGGGCAAAAGCGCUGAGGUCUCGACGCCGUCUGACCCACUUCGCUCCGGAUGGGAGAGCAGCUUCUCGUCAGAUCCGCCGGUGGCGAGCGCCGUGGCAGCAACCGGCGCCACAGUCACGCAGGGCGUGGUGGCAAACCACGUCUCAUGCGGACGUCCCCUUUGCGGCGAUGGAGAGUGCGCCGCGUUCGAUGCUGAGCGUGCUGGGGAAGAGAACGCUGCUUGCUCCUCGCUCGGUGAGGUGGGCCGUGGCGGUGCUGUCGCAGCUUGCACCAGCGAGACGCUGCGACCCUGCGAGGUGGCGAAGCUGGACGGCCUCUACCGCUUAUUGGAGAAAAGCACGUCCGGCGGCGAGCACCGUUUGCUACGGCCGGCGGAGCUGACUUACCUGCUGUUUGCCGCGUUCGUCUUGACAAAGGCGCCCAGCGCACGUGGUGGUCGUGGAGAAUUGAGGACUGACGAAGUAGAGGCCUAUCGUGCGCUACACUGCCCUGUCGACGUUUCUGCCAAGACAGUUCUGCUCGUCCUUCAGCGGCUGAGCACGGAGAAUUUCCUGGAGCCCUGCAACGCCCGCGGCGCUUCGGCUCCGAAGAAGCCGAGGGUGCAGGAAGAGCGCACACCCAUCCCCGCAAUCAGAGAGUGGCUGGUGCCAGAUCCGCCCGCAUCGCUUCUCCAGCAACUCAUGCAGGUCGAUGCGUUGACAGAGCUGCUGACGCAUGAGUCGCACCUCAUCCUGCAGGAGCUCUCUGUGUACCUGACGCGAGAGGAGUGGAGAAGGGCUCCACGGGCGAUGACUGCCAAGGCGAAUGCGGGCCGCAUAAGCACCACUGGUGGGAGUGGAAAGCGGCGGUCGUCCCGGUGA